AAACCAGCGCUCGUUCCAUACCGAAUCAUCGGUAGUUUCGGUUCCUCUCCCUCUCGAGUCGGUUCCGUUUCAUUUCCUGAGGGAGGCGGGGGAGAAGACGAUAGAAAGACAAAUUGAGCGAGAAUUACAGAGAGAGGACUAGGAGGCAGUGGAUAACCUGAAUUUAUCCGGUACCUGUAUCUGUUCAAUUUUUAUAAGCUUGACAAAAUGAAGGCUAUUCACCAGCGUCGACUUCUUCCUGGACUGGAAACCAGCGAUCACAAUGGAAGAGUUAAUAAGAAAAUGAGAUAUUCUUCUUUGCCUAGUUCUUCCAUCAUGAAAGAAUAUUGCCUAUCCAUCGAUCUUGCAAAGUCGUCUCUUUCUGCUGUUAAUGCAUGUAGAAAACGCAUUGUUCCUGUAGUCAAGAGUCAGUCUUGUUCAGAUUGUGACACGGGUCCAUAUGAAGUAAAUGGAAUAUCCACUCAGAAGAAUGAGUAUCAUUUGGAUGGCACUGAGGAUGGUAUAGAAGUAAUUCGUGUGUUUUUUUUCCCCAGUAAGUUUGUUAGAGGUCCUGCCAGUGUACUUCAUCCUGGUAAUGUGAGAAAUGAGCUUAUAAUUCUUGCUUUACCAGCUAUUAUUGGGCAAGCUAUUGAUCCACUGGCACAGCUGAUGGAGACAGCAUACAUUGGUGGAUUAGGUCCUGUGGAGCUCGCUUCAGCUGGGGUUUCAGUGUCAAUCUUCAAUAUUAUAUCAAAGCUCUUUAAUGUUCCAUUAUUGAGCAUCACAACUUCAUUUGUGGCAGAAGACAUUUCAAAAUAUGUCACUGGCCAAUCUAUUUCAGGUAGGGGUUUGCAAGAAGAGAAUUUCAAGGAUAAACAGGUAACCAGUGAGAUGGUAGAGAGACUGAGACUACCUUCUGUGUCCACUGCCUUACUUUUAGCUGCUGCAAUUGGUACCAUUGAGGCUGUAGCUUUGUUCUUGGGAGCUGGCUUGUUCCUUAACAUGAUGGGUGUGCCGCUUGCUUCACCUAUGCGUUAUCCAUCAGAGCUGUUUCUUUCUUUAAGGGCCUUGGGGGCUCCUGCAGUUGUAGUUUCCUUGGCAGUUCAAGGUGUCUUUCGUGGUUUCAAGGACACAAAGACUCCUCUGCUUUGUGUAGGACUUGGCAAUCUUUCAGCUGUGUUUUUACUUCCAGUACUCGUAUAUUCUUUCCAGCUUGGUGUGACUGGAGCUGCUAUUGCUACUAUUGCAUCUCAGUAUAUUACAGCCUUUCUGCUUCUCUGGUCUCUUGGUAAGAGAGCUGUUAUAUUACCUCCUAAGAUCGAGGAUCUACAGUUUGGUGGAUAUAUUAAAUCUGGGGGGCUGCUUCUGGGAAGAACUCUCUCAGUCUUAGUAACUAUGACCCUUGGAACAUCAAUGGCUGCACGACAAGGGCCAUUGGCUAUGGCUGCUCAUCAGAUUUGCUUGCAAGUAUGGCUGGCUGUAUCUCUACUUUCAGAUGCAUUGGCUCUUUCUGCGCAGGCGUUGAUUGCAAGUUCUUUUGCUAAAUGUGACUACAAUAGAGUGAAGGAGAUUACUCACUACGUCCUAAAGACAGGAUUGUUUAUUGGUAUUGCUUUAGCUGGAGUCCUUUUUGCAUCAUUUGGUAAUCUUGCAGAAUUAUUCACCAAAGAUGCUGGAGUGCUUCAAAUUGUUAGAACUGGUGUUCUGUUUGUCAGUGCCAGUCAACCAAUCAAUGCUCUUGCUUUUAUUUUUGAUGGUCUCCAUUAUGGUGUUUCAGAUUUCUCAUAUUCAGCAUGCUCUAUGAUGAUGGUUGGGGCAUUAUCUUCUUUAUUCUUGCUAUAUGCUCCAUCCAUUUUUGGCCUUGCAGGAGUUUGGUCUGGCUUGACCCUUUUCAUGAGCUUGCGCAUGGCUGCAGGAUUUUUGAGAUUAUAUUGGAAAACAGGUCCAUGGUGGUUCUUACAGCAGGAAAUUCCAAAAUCUGAGCCCCAGUAUGAUUCAGUUACCAUGGUACCAGCAGAAGAUGACGAGGUGGAGUAUGCAAAUGUACUCGCUGUAGAUUGAAGCGCAUCUAUAAACCAUGACCAAGAACUGACACUUUCGUGCUGGAAACGAAGUUCAGUCUCAGUUUUCACUAGAGGAUAACAAUGACAACUUUAAUUUGCAAUUUGUUUUUGUUCUUUUGGUAUUUGAUUUUUUUGAGAUAUGCAAAGAUCAGAGCAUUAUGUGUAAAGUGGGAAUUUUUUUAGUUGGAAACCAAUAUUCAUUCCUUCUGAUGAGACGCAUUGUGAUAAUUCCUCCUUAUUCUAAUCACAAGGAAGAGCAUAUUGCUA
Messenger RNA from Phoenix dactylifera (date palm), 2309 nucleotides. RefSeq names its product MATE efflux family protein. Gene Ontology annotation, molecular function: xenobiotic transmembrane transporter activity; antiporter activity. Gene Ontology annotation, biological process: transmembrane transport. Lineage: Eukaryota; Viridiplantae; Streptophyta; Magnoliopsida; Arecales; Arecaceae. Gene Ontology annotation, cellular component: membrane. The record is from RefSeq and is a predicted model, not a curated record.